Messenger RNA from Monomorium pharaonis (pharaoh ant), 3353 nucleotides. Its product is annotated as putative nuclease HARBI1. NCBI's taxonomy places the organism in Eukaryota, Metazoa, Arthropoda, Insecta, Hymenoptera, Formicidae. The coding region runs from base 854 to 2449 and encodes 531 amino acids. The record is from RefSeq and is a predicted model, not a curated record. The transcript has 10 exons.
ACAAAACAUGGCGUAAUGAUUAAGUCGUAAUCGUAGACGUUGACAACGCACAAGCUUGUCACACUACGACUACGACUGCUUGAUCAUUACGCCAUGUUUUGUGCUUCGGCCCUAACGUUUUCGAACGUAGCCUUGAUCAAUUAAGUGAUAAAGUGUGGAUACUGUGAAAAUAUGUAACAAUUUAAGAGAUACAGCAAUUAAAUUAGAUCUGUCUCGUCGUGGAAGCAAUCAGCUGAUCGCAGUAGGGGAUGGUACGUGAGUAACCGCUAGCAAUAUAAUCUUAUUACAUAUAUGGUUGGAUUAUGUGUGAGGUUAUGAAUUUAUGAUAUACAUUAUGCUGAGUUCUGGGAAUAAUCUAUUGAUCUAAAUAUUUGGAUCUAAUGAGAGCUUUAUUGCGAUCUAAAAACAUGAAUCUAAUUAGUGGCACCAUGUUAUUCGGCAUGUUAAGCGACUGUAAUGGACAAAUCUAGAAUCAGAGGUGAUUCUAAGAGGUACCAAAGUAGUUGUUCGAAUCGUUUUGGAGUUAAAGCAAAUAAUUCUCAUUUGCAUUUAUGGCUAAAAAAGUAAAAAAGAAAAAACAUUGUAGUGUGCCUUUUGUACCUCCAAGAAUACUAAAAAAUCUGUUUACUACAAAUUCUUGAAUUAUGAAGAAAUUAGAAGAGGAUAGAUAACCAGAUGCAACAUAACUGAAUAAACACUUAUUAUGUAUGCAGUGUACAUUUGAAAGAAGAAGAUUAUGCAUCAAGAAAUAUUGAAACUUAUUCAAAGUAUUAAUAACUACAUACCAUUGAGAACUGAAAGUGAUUCUCAUUUGAAAACAGACAUAACAAUAAAAGAGGAAACGUAAAACUCUAUGAUUGUAAAUGAAACUGUAAUUAAUACAGGAAACUUAAUGGCUAUUCAAUUUAAAAGCGAAACUGACGAUUCCUUAAUUAUUACGGAAGAUGAUGACAUGGAAAUAAGUAUAAUAUUAGGAAAUGAGGUACAAGAAUCCAUAAGUACUGAGGAAACAAUAAUAAAUACAAAUUUAAUAAAUACUCAAUUGAAAAGAGAAAUUGACGAUCCCGUUAUGGAACAUGAUACUAAUAUGGAAAUAAGUGUAAUAUCAGAGAACAAAAUGCAUGAUAAUACAAGUAUAAAUGAUACAAUAAUGAACACAAAUUCAACAGAUAUUCAAUUGAAAAGAAAAACAAAUAAUUCAAUCAUUAGAAGACGCAAUCCAAGAUAUGUUGGAGAUCUAUGUCGAGAAGAUUUUACUUCAGAUGGAACUUGGCGCUUAUUUAAAGAACAUUUAGUAAAUACAAGAACAAAAAUAAAAGCUUUAAAUCAAAAAAUUGUAUAUUUAAAUAGAAAAGUUGAUCGUUUGCGAAAGAAGGCAUUAAUGGACGCGUUAUCAUCUGAUAACGAAGAUUCGGGUAAUAAUUUAGAAACAACACAUCAAAGAAAAAUUCCAAAAUUGAAAAAUUUUGCAGAAGUAAUAGUGCCUAGAUGGAAAGAGGAAGAAUUUAAGUCUCAUUUUAGAAUGUCCAGAAACAUCUUUGAAUUUGUUCUCUCACUAAUUGCUCCGAAAUUAAAAAGACACCAUCCAGGAUUAGAAAUGAUUUCUGCGGAGAAACAAUUUCUUAUUACUAUCUGGAGAAUGGCUAGUCCAGAUACUUACAAAUCAAUAUGCGAAAGGUUUAAUGUGAGUCGAUCAACAGCUGUGUCUACAACACGACGAGUUACUAAAGCUCUUGCAGAUUUAGCACCAAUGUUUAUCAAAUGGCCAGUAAAGAACAGUGUUCAAGAAGUAUGGGCAGGUUUUGAAGCAAUCAGUGCUUUUCCAAAAGUUAUAGGAGCUAUAGACGGCAUCUAUAUCAAUAUCCCGUCUCCACGUGUAAACCCAGAGGACUAUGUUGAUAAAAAAGGUCAUUAUUCUGUUCAACUGCAGGGGAUUUGUGAUCACAAGUUUCGUUUCACUCACUGUUACAUCGGGCAUGCUGGUUCUGAUCAGCGUAUCUUCCUUCUCUCUGAAAUCCAAGAUGCAUUGGGUAAGCCAGAAAAAUUUCCUGACGAUUGUUACUUGAUUGGUGAUGCUGCAUAUAAGCUUCAUGACAAUUUAAUGAUUCCUUAUUGUGACAAUGGUCAUUUGACUAAACGACAAAAGAAUUACAAUUACUGCCAUUCUUUAGCGCGAAUUGCCAUUGUAAAAGCGUUUGGUCUUUUGAAGGGACGAUUUCAAAGUCUACUGCACUAUCUCCCUAUGGCUCGAACUGACUUGAUUGAUCAUUUUAUACUUGCUUGCUGUGUUUUGCAUAAUAUUUGUAUAUCCCACAAUGAUGAUUUUGACAUUCUCCCAUUAAAAGAUGAAAUAGACAAUGAUAUUUCUCUAAAAAUUGAUAAUACACAAGCAGGUAUGAUCAAGAGAGAUUUGAUUUGUGAAAAACUUUCAAUAAAAUUAAAAAUUUAAAUAUAUUAAGUAUAUUAAUAAUAUAUAUAUAUAUAUAUAUAUAAAAUAUACGUAUUAAAUACAUAUUAACUGUUUUUAUAAUGUUGAUUGUUGCUGCAAGCAACUUUUUGGUAACUUAUCUAUUAGAUAAACAUGUGCCUGUCUUUCUUUAUAAAUAAAUAAAGAAAUAAUAAAUACCUGUUGGAUAAAGUUUCCCAAUUAAUUGAAAUAAUCCUAAGUAAUGUUAAGACUCCUAUUUGCUUACCACUAUUAUUUUCAAUAAAAAAGUAAAUAAAUAAAGUUUGUCAAUGAUCAAUUCAAGUUAUUGACUCUACAUACAGAGUGUACUGCAUAUAAGCACUGUAUAAAGCUUUCUUAAAUAGAUUAAAACAGAUUAAGAUGAAGGAAAAUGUUUUUUAUUAUUUUAUCAUAUUUGGAUAAUUAUCGAGUCGCAUGAAUAAGAGCACGCGAGGGAGCUACACGCGAGCCACACAGCUAUAGCAUCGCCUAAUUGCUCUAAUUUGUCAGUCUAUUAAGUGUCUGAUCAGAAUAAAGUUAUAGAUAAUUAGAAAAGCGACAUUGGUUGGUCUGACUCACAUUCAAAAUGCUAUUGGAAUCAUAGGCUAUGUUCAGUAGAAAAAGCAGCUUUGCAACUGUGGUAAACUUUUUUUAUAUUACUGAUUUAUACAUUUAGAUCUGACAAGAACUAAGAGCAAGAAUCAAUUUGUGUUGAAGAAAUUUAAAACAGUUGCAAGGAUGCUUUUUUUGUUGCAUACAGCCAUUCUAUCUUUAUUUAUUAAAAAAGAACAAUGGAAUGAUACCAAUUUAUUGAUAAAAAUUUUAAUUUCAAUAAUCAUUGUCCAAUGUUAAGUUAUUAUUAUGGGGUGAACUAUUUCUGUUUGUGUGAAUAUAUUUAGUAUCAAAA